GUGAUGUAACGGCACAAUGAUUAUCCGGCACCAAGAACUCCAAAGCUCUGUGACAAAUCUGAUAACGCGAUCGGACAAUCUGAUAAAAAAAAUUACAUCCGACCGCGGGAGAUUCGCAGCAUACAAAUCCAUCCAUAACUACAUCCCCCGGAGACAUUGCCUUUGCCGUCGUCGCCAAAUUCGCGAACUUCCAUUUCUCUGUCCUCUCCUCCCGUAGUUCUCUGUAUAACAUCUUACUCGUCGCAUAUCCAAGUGCCUCUUUUCUCUCCAGCUUCCAAUAGGACCUUUAUUACUCGAGUCAUACCCCGCCUUACAACGGGAUAUAUCCAGCUUGGAACCCGCAACCAUGUCAACCCUGAACGAAAUUGCUUCGGAAGAAGCCUUCUAUAAUCAUGUCUCCUCCCUCCCAUCAUCCGCUCUUCUAGUCCUCUAUUUCCACACCCCCUGGGCUGCACCAUGCACCCAGAUGCGCACCGUGCUCUCCACCCUCGCUUCUACCUAUCCCGCCACCACUCCGCCCGCCAUCUCCUUCGUCAGCGUCAACGCUGAAGAGCUCCCGGAUAUCUCCGAAGAAUAUGACGUUACUGCAGUCCCUUUUAUCGUCCUUGUCCGCGACGGCAAGACCCUCCAGUCCCUCUCCGGCUCCGACGCAAUCAAAGCCCGCGCCGCCAUUGAACAACACGGCGGUGCGACAGCAACGGGCAGUACCACCGGGGCAGAAAAGCAAUCCAUCCCCCCCCCUCUUCAUGCAGAACCAAGAAAAGACCUCUCCACCUCUAGCACCUCUGAUACCCCUGGCGCCAACACAAAUGGGGCAGCCGCAACCUCCACCUCCCCCACCCCACCGCCCACGAAUGAAGAGCUUUUCGCCCGUCUGGAUGAACUAGUGAAGGCUGCCCCAGUCAUGCUAUUUAUGAAGGGAACACCAAACGAUCCGCAGUGCGGCUUCAGCCGGCAGAUCGUCGCUAUACUUCGUGAGAAUGGCGUGAAAUAUGGCUUCUUCAAUAUUUUGGCGGAUGAGGACGUGAGGCGGGGCUUGAAGGAGUAUGCUGAUUGGCCGACGUUCCCUCAGUUGUGGAUAGGGGGCGAGUUGGUGGGUGGACUUGAUAUAGUCAAGGAGGAAGUCAGCGCAAACCCGGAGUUUUUCAAAGAUUACUCGGUAGCACCGCGAGGAUAAGCAUAGAUAUCUUUCGUUCUUUCCACUCCCCUGAUUAAAUUGCGGAAUGCAAUUUCUUCAGUAAACUCUUCCGUCUUGAAUUUUCGUAUUCAGAUCUAUUUCUUACGACUCUCUACAUCUUCCGUGGUAUACUUGUUCUAAAAGCAGUUCGACCUUCUCCCGCUUUUCCCUAGUGCUAUCUCCACGCAUGGGAUAGUUGAGCAUGAAAGCAACGUGGGCCACUUGGCAUAGUAUCCACCCUUCAAAUCGGACUGGGCACUUUCCGAGAGAGGGUUUCCCGGGAUGGAUACAGCAGACAGCAGGUUAUAAAGCCCAAAAUCAGAUAAUAAUGCAAAAUCAAUGGAAUUGAGGGGAUUGCCAAUUAAAUGUAAAAUAACACGAGAAGAGGAAGUGGAAAUAUCGAAUUCUAAAAUACAGUGCACAAUUGCCAGUAUAUGCAUUUCUAAGAUCACAAUCCCUAGCUCCUCGCUUCACUGCAUACUGAUUCCUUCUCCAAAUACUAUUCCACCCACUGAAAUGAAAAUCGAAAAAAAAAAAAAAAAAAAAAAAAAAAAAAAAAAAAAAAAUUAGAAUCGCCCUGACCAGAUGCUGAACAAUAAGAUUAGUCAAUAUAGCUAAACUACAUAUUUCUUGACCUCUAUCAUUCGUUCAGGGGGAUUCACAAACGCAAGGGCCCAAAAGCUCGGAGCCCUUGCCUCUGGGUGUCUUGACUUUGAUCCUCGACUUCUUUAAACAUCCUUCGUAGCAGUCUGCGUCUUCUGCUCAUAUAAACUCGCUACAAGCUUGCGUGCGGGGUGGUUCAUCCAACUGAACUGAUCCCGUUGACUCAGCUGGCGAUAUGUCGACUUCAAAGCAUCCUCGUCCACGUAUGCGCCGCGCAACCAUCGUUCGCCGCUGUUUUCCCCAUCGCUGGCCCCGGAGAGGUCAAAUGCGUUCCUCGCAUGAACCACACGACGGUUUUGGAAUAUCACGCAUUGGCCCGGUUCCAGUUUAAUUUUGAAUAUGUUCUCUGGCUUGGCAAGCUCGGCAGCAAAGGCUUUCAUGGCUUUAAGGUAGAGUUUCACAUCCGAAACGUCUUUCACGCGCUCUGUUAGGUAGGAAGGUGCUUGGAACGGCGGGGAAUAAUUAACGUAGUUGACGUAAGGGGUAGUGCUCGUCUUGGGCGGGUUUCCGAGGAAUUCCUCUCCAGCCUCGAUUUCGAUUGUAGGAUGGGAAUAUUGGUAAUGCUGGUUGUUAUUCUUGUACUCGAAACGAGUGGACGUUCUGGCAAGGGCGUCGAACAGAGAGCGAUCGUUUCGCAGCAAACGUACCGCCGCCAGGAAGGUGUCUGCGAAGAGCGACUCGCCGCCUUCGAAGGAGUUCCUUAAGCAGUGAAGCAACUGAUACCCAGGUGGGUCCUUCAUAUACAACAGGUCCAUGUGAAAGUCAA
Molecule: messenger RNA, 2606 nt
Organism: Blastomyces dermatitidis ER-3
Lineage: Eukaryota; Fungi; Ascomycota; Eurotiomycetes; Onygenales; Ajellomycetaceae
Product: monothiol glutaredoxin
Exons: 2
Coding region: 347-1177 (276 amino acids)
Molecular function (GO): 2 iron, 2 sulfur cluster binding
Source: RefSeq, a predicted model, not a curated record